GACCUUGACCAUCCACCAGCGCAUCCACACAGGGGAACGUCCAUUCGCCUGUGCACACUGCCCCAGGGCCUUCAGAUUCAAGAAGGUCCUCACUGCCCACCAGUGCAUCCACACGGGUGAGAAGCCAUACAUGUGUGGUCAGUGUGGCAAGAGGUUUACCUGGAAGGUCAACCUGGUCAGCCACCAUAGCAUCCACACCGGGGAGCACCCCUUUGCCUGCGCCCGCUGCCCCAAGGCCUUCAGAACCAAGAAUGACCUCACUGCCCACCAGCGCAUCCACACAGGUGAGAAGCCCUACAAGUGUGGGCAGUGUGGCAAGAGCUUCACCCAGAAGGGCAACCUGGUCAGCCACCAGCGCAUCCACACCGGGGAGCACCGCUUCACCUGUAACUGCCUCAAGGCCUUCAGAUUCAAGACUGUCCUCAAUGUCCACCAGCGCAUCCACACAGGUGAGAAGCCCUACAAGUGUGGUCAGUGUGGCAAGAGCUUCACCCGGAAGAGCCACCUGCUCAAACAUCAGCUCAUCCACACCGGGGAGCGUCCCUUCACCUGUGCCCACUGCCCCAAGGGUUUCAGAGCCAAGAAAGACCUCACUGCCCACCAGCGCAUCCACACGGGUGAGAAGCCUUACAAGUGUGGUCAGUGUGGCAAGAGCUUCAUCGAGAAGCGCAACCUGGUCAGCCACCAGCGCAUCCACACCAGGGAGCAUUGCUUCACUUGUGCCCACUGCCCCAAGGCCUUUAGAUUCAAGAAUGUCCUCACUGCACACCAGCGCAUCCACACGGGUGAUAAGCCCUACGAGUGUGGUCAUUGUGGCAAGAGCUUCAACCAGAAGACCAACCUGCUCAGACAUCAGCUAAUCCACACCGGGGAGCGCCCC
Molecule: messenger RNA, 880 nt
Organism: Opisthocomus hoazin
Lineage: Eukaryota; Metazoa; Chordata; Aves; Opisthocomiformes; Opisthocomidae
Source: RefSeq, a predicted model, not a curated record